Messenger RNA from Neurospora crassa OR74A, 961 nucleotides. Its product is annotated as MutT/nudix family protein. Gene Ontology annotation, cellular component: nucleus; cytosol. Lineage: Eukaryota; Fungi; Ascomycota; Sordariomycetes; Sordariales; Sordariaceae. Bases 211 to 837 code for a protein of 208 amino acids. The transcript is spliced from 5 exons. Gene Ontology annotation, biological process: nucleoside phosphate metabolic process; ribose phosphate metabolic process. The record is from RefSeq and is a predicted model, not a curated record. Gene Ontology annotation, molecular function: ADP-ribose diphosphatase activity.
UGAUUGACACGGCACCAACCGCAAUCCGCUUGGAGGUGUCCCACGGGCCGCCACAAUCUUUACCUACCUCAGCUGUAGGCCACUUUCCAAGCGGCCUUGGGGUAACGCAAAGGUUCAUCCGCUUUGCUCAGCUGCUACUUACCACCUUCUAUCAGAGGAACUCGAACAGUCAGACAGCUGGUAGUGACCAGUGCGAAAUUACUCGAAAAAAUGUCGCAAGGCAAGGCGAGAGUGAUCUCUACCGAGCUUUUGCCUAACAGUGAGGCCGAGUGGAAGAGACUAGUCAAGACAACCUACAUCGGCCAGGACGGCGUCACCCGGACAUGGGAACACGCGGAGCGGACCACUCGUCCCGAGGGCAGUCCCUUUGACGGUGUAAGCGUUGUUGCCAUUUUGGAAAAGGACACUGGCCGCGAGAUUCUUCUCGAGAAGCAAUAUCGUCCACCUCUUGAUAAGAUCUGCAUAGAGCUUCCUGCUGGCUUGGUAGAUAAAGAGGAAACAGCCGAACAGGCUGCUGUCCGGGAGCUCAAGGAAGAGACAGGCUAUGUUGCGCAAGCUUUGACGACGUCGCCGAUCAUGUUUAACGACCCCGGGUUCUGUAACACCAACUUCAAACUAGUCGAGGUCAGCGUGGACAUGAGCCUGCCGGAGAACCAAAACUUGAAACCCGAGCUGGAGGAAAACGAGUUUAUCGAGGUCUUUCACGUUAAGCUCGACGGUUUGUGGGACGAAUGUGUCAGAUGGGAGGCUCAAGGAUAUGCGCUUGAUGCGCGCCUGGCCAGUUUCGCCAAGGGAAUUCAAAUUGCGCAGAAAUUCGGACUUGUGAGUAGGCCGUAGAAGGAAUGAUGGCGAGAGUCGCGAACAUCUCCAUCCAGCGUUAUUCUCAAGAAUACCCGGCACACGUAUGCCGCCUACUCGUGUUUGAAUUAGAGCUUUCCCUCUCUUCGCAAGCUUUCCCAUA